UGUGUAUAUAAAUAUACAACAUUACUAUAUACCAAACAUCCAUCUUACAUAUACUACUCGUCAUCAAGAAUUCAUGUUUUCUCUCUGACAAAGAACUGAGAGUAAGUAAGAAAUGGUACAGACGAAGAAGUUCAAAGGUGUCAGGCAACGCCAUUGGGGUUCUUGGGUCGCUGAGAUUCGUCAUCCUCUCUUGAAACGGAGAAUUUGGCUUGGAACGUUUGAGACGGCAGAGGAGGCAGCAAGAGCCUACGACGAGGCUGCCGUUUUAAUGAGCGGCCGUAACGCCAAGACCAACUUCCCCGUCAACAACACAGGAGACACAUCGGAGGGCAAAACCGAUAUUUCAUCUUCUUCAUCGUCAUCUUCAUCACUCUCUUCUAUCCUCAGCGCUAAACUGAGGAAAUGCUGCAAGUCUCCUUCGCCUUCCCUCACCUGCCUGCGUCUUGACACAGCCAGCUCCCACAUCGGAGUCUGGCAGAAACGCGCCGGUUCCAAGUCUGAUUCCAGUUGGGUCAUGACGGUCGAGCUCGGUCCCGCUAGCUCCUCCCAGGAGCCUACGAAAAAUGCUUCACAAGACGAUGUUGGUCCAUCCACUCAGGUUGGCGGCGGUGGAGGAGGAGGAGAAGAAGGAGUAAUGGACGAGGAAGAGAAAGUUGCUUUGCAGAUGAUAGAGGAGCUUCUCAAUACAAACUAAAUAUUAUUUGCUUAUAUAUAGCUAUUUUUAUUGCUGAUUUACAGCCAUAAUUAUUAAUUAUACCUCAUAUAUGCUAUAUAUCGUGUUUAUAUUUAUAUAUGUGAUAGUUAUAUUUUGUUUUAUAUUUCAUUUUGUGUCCAAUAAAGUGUUAGUAUUUGUAACUACAAUCCAGAAGUGACCUU
Brassica oleracea var. oleracea is the source of this 876-nucleotide messenger RNA. Its product is annotated as ethylene-responsive transcription factor WIN1. The transcript is spliced from 2 exons. Lineage: Eukaryota; Viridiplantae; Streptophyta; Magnoliopsida; Brassicales; Brassicaceae. Gene Ontology annotation, biological process: regulation of DNA-templated transcription. The coding region runs from base 113 to 694 and encodes 193 amino acids. The record is from RefSeq and is a predicted model, not a curated record. Gene Ontology annotation, molecular function: DNA binding; DNA-binding transcription factor activity.